Messenger RNA from Paecilomyces variotii, 3198 nucleotides. RefSeq lists its product as hypothetical. The record is from RefSeq and is a predicted model, not a curated record. The transcript is spliced from 2 exons. The coding region runs from base 188 to 2932 and encodes 914 amino acids. Lineage: Eukaryota; Fungi; Ascomycota; Eurotiomycetes; Eurotiales; Thermoascaceae.
GUUUGGCGCCGGAUAUCGGCGUAAUGUAUACCCGCGAAUUUUUUCGAGAUAGAACAUUGUUCAGAGGCAUACAGCGGGCUUUUUAUCGACGGCAGUCGACAUCUUGCAGUACAGUCUGCACUCCAGCACAUCAACUUGGGAAGAUCGGAGUUGACCUUAUUGUGUUCCACGGUCAUCCGCAUUCACCAUGGAGUUGCAGGCCCCCUCUGUGCUGGCGCAAUUGCCUCGUCCGCUGCAGGGUUCGACAGGCAAAACCCAGAUCGGUGAGGUCUAUAGCUUGUCCGACGCGAGGAAAAGAAAGAGAUAUGAGGUGGCCGUGGCUGUGGAUGGCGAAGCGCUGAACAUCUAUAAUGUCCAAACACCCAAGCUCGUUACUUCCUACGCAGUCCCGCCGCAGUCGUCGUUUUCUUGUCGCCCAUGCUCCGUGCGCAGGAAGCUCACGCACAAGUCCACAGUCAUCAGACAGACUUACUGUGCAGUAGAACGUCCGGAGAAGCAGAUCAAGGCUUUCUUCGAGGAGUCGGGAGCCACAGCGACGAGCGCGCCUAACAUCUCUUCGUCCUCGUUCACUCUGAAAGAUUCGAAGAGCCCCACAGUAUUCCUGGGCAUUUUUCCAGCAGCUUCAGACGAAGGAAGUGAAGAGGAAGACUCGUUCGAUGUUCUGGCCGUACACAAAGAUGGACGUGUGCGGAGACUUUCGCCGGAUCUCAAGACGGAACGCUGGAGCAUCAAGCAUAGCGAGAUUGCCAAGUCUUCCGCGGCUCGUGAAGUGUGUGCAGGCUUCCUGAUCGAAUUUGGGGAUGCAAAGAAAUCUCUUCUGAAGAGACGCCCUGAUCUGGCCGCUUUAGCGUCCGGUGAUAUAGUGGGUAACGGGGUUGAAGAACCCUCCGUGCUGCUCCUGGUUUCAUACCCCGCUGGGACCAACACGCUGUCGCUGGAAGAUGUAAAAAUCCAGAUAUUCUCAGUGCCAGCCCGUAUCCGUUCGGAUGCCCUAAGUCUGGACGAAAGCCAGAAGUUGCGACACCUCACGACCGCCAGUCUCCCUGCGGUCGAAGGUCUCGAAGGACUUGCCGUGGAGAAUUUGCAGUGGAACUUCCACUCUGGCUCUGCGGGUCUCAACCUCUCAUUCCAGAGGGGCUUCCUGAGCGUUGAUCUGUCCCAGUACACGCCCACUGUGACAUCCCAGUUCAUUCUGGAAGAUGAGAGAUUCUCGUCCGUCACUCGCAUAUCUCCGCAUAGUGUGAUUGGCGCCAGCCAGUCGAUGGUCGCCCUGUACGAUACGCAGUACCAGUCCAUACAGCGAAGCAUUGCGAUUGGUGAUGUCUUGUCUGAGGGCUCAUCGAAAAUCGACAUUAACAAGUCCCCGGUGGCCUUCGUGAGCUACUUUGCGAAACUGGGAAUCGCGGUUGCUACCAAGGGAAAUAAUCUGCUUGCUUUCGACCUGAGCUCGGCCCACACUGCUCCAGCACAGUCUCUCAAACGCCAGAGAGAUGGACUGCUGAUUGAUGCCAUUGGCCGCGGUCUCAAAUCCUCUGCUACGGUGUGGGAUACUACGGGGGCACACCAAGAAGAGCAUCUCGAGCUGUUGGGUCUGGAUGGACAAGAAGAGGUCGACAAGUGGAACAAACUAAGAAAGAGCUUGGAUCUCGCAUCGCAGAACAAGGACACAAAGGCCUUCGAUAAGGCUGUCAAGUCAUAUUUUGAUCUUACCGCUCCGGUGGAUCGCUUCAUCAACCCGGAAAAGAUAUUGCUUGUCUUGUCAAAACUAUUCUUCGCUCGUUCUGGCGAGAGUGAAGAUACCACCAAACUCGCAGUUUCAUUCUGGCCCAGCGAAACAUGCAAAUGGCUAAUCGACUCGGGCCGUCUAUCGAUGAACAACGUCGAGAUCGCCGUCCGCCGGUGCGCAAAGCCGCGUAUCCUUCCACCAUUCCCGAGCGGUUCAUUCGUUCGUUCUCUGGUGGACUUUGAUCCCUCUCUCAAGCUUCUCCUAUCAGUCCUCCAAGGACCGGUGAAGCUGAGCACCGACGAGUUGGCAGCCGCGCUGAAGAUGUUCAUCGAAGUCGUACGCACCCGCUUCGCCGCUCUUGAUGAGCCAGCCCGAGCUAUCACGAACGGACCACGGGACGAAGCCGAUGAGAUGGAAGGCGUUGAAGGUGCUUCUACCUCUCAACAAGUCACCCGCAGCCCCGAAUCUGCUCUGACGGACGCCUUCACGGGUCUGAAUCUCACCCUCAUCAAACUCCAUCUCCACGCUAUCCCCGACGUCAUCAAAUCUAUCCGUUCCACUCUCUCCAACACGGAGACCCUCUCCGUGAUCCAGCAUCUUCGCAUCUCCCUCGCGACAGGCGGUUACACCACACGCUUCACCGAGUCUCCUCCCAUCCCGCUCGCCACGCACCAAGUCUCUCCCUCCCUCACCCUCGACUCCAUCAUCGACCUCCUAUCCGCUUGCGUGGACGCCAUCGGGCCAUCCGGCUGGGUCUCCGCCGCCGGCUUCGCCAACGAACUCGACCUCAUCGGCGACAUGAAGACCGAAAUCUCCUUCGCCCUCGCCGGCGUCGAAGAAGCCAGCUACCUGAAAGGCAUCCUGCGCGAAUUCCUCCGCUACGCCUCCACGGUCGUCACCCCCAGCGUCCCCACCAACCUCGCCGGCGAAGAAAUCCCCCCAACUCCCGCACCGCGCGAGAAGCACGAACGCCUCAACGGCGCCGAGCUCAUCACCUACGCUCCUCCCGACGAAGAUGACCUCCUCGACCCCGAAGCUGGCGGCAAGAUGCUUCCCUUAUCCCUCAAAGCCACCCGACACGGCGACGUCAGUCGUAAGAAAGUCAAGAAAUCCACUGGCGAGGUCAAGACGCGGAGUAGUCGUGAGAUCGGCUACUUGCGCCGCAAAGCUAUGGGCAAGUAUGCUUUUGAGAGAUUGCUUGUGUAAGUUAAAAUAAAUCUAGGUCGAAAGAGGCAAAGAAGAAAGCAGAACAAUGCUACUUAUUACAUACAUACAUACUUCUACUUCUACAUUCAUGUCCAUUCUGAACAAAAGGGAGUUCACCUUCGUCUCAUUCCAUGUUGGAUUUAUUUAUUUUUUCUUUCCGAAAAGGGAACGGGGUACGAGAACCAACAAGUCCCAUCGGUGUUAUAUAGGGAGCUUUUUGUCACGAAAAAAAAAGUAAUUGUUAUAAACUAGUAACUAUAUUGUGU